Molecule: messenger RNA, 2124 nt
Organism: Triticum turgidum subsp. durum (durum wheat)
Lineage: Eukaryota; Viridiplantae; Streptophyta; Magnoliopsida; Poales; Poaceae
Source: the annotation of a GenBank genome assembly
AUGGCGAAACUUAGCUGCAGGAGCCUGGUGGGCUGUUGUUUGGGCCCUCCACGGGAAGGGGAAGCCAUGGACGGUGUUAAGCUCAAGGUCACCAGCAGAUACGUAAGCGCUCAUCUUCUGCCGUUUGCUUUGCUGCUUAAGCUGUUUAUUUGGAGUGUGAGGUUGGCAACAUGCAUGUGGAUGCAUGUGUUUCUGUGUACUGUAUAUAUAUAUAUAUAUGUGCAGGUUAUAGUUAAAAACGACAUGUUUGAGCUGACGCUGUCCAACCCCGACGGUAUUGUAACUGGCGUGCGCUACAACGGUGUGGACAAUCUUAUGGAGAUUCUUAACAAAGAAGACAACCGAGGGUACUGGGACAUUGUUUGGAAUCCACCAGGACAGCGAACUGGAAUAUUUGAUGUGAUCAAAGGCACAGAGUUCCGCAUCAUACAUCAUGAUGAAAACCAGGCUGAGGUCUCCUUCACCAGAUCAUGGGAUCCUUCUCUCGAAGGGAAAGCUGUUCCGCUCAUCAUCGACAAGAGGUUCAUCGUGCUUCGCGCCUCCUCGGGAUUCUACACCUAUGGAAUCUAUGAACAUAAGGAAGGGUGGCCUGAUUUUGGCAUUGGGGAGACCAGAGUGGCCUUUAAGCUUAGAAAAGACAAGUUCCAUUACAUGGCAAUGGCUGACAACAGGCAGAGAAUAAUGCCGAUGCCUGAUGACCGAUUGCCUCCCCGCGGCCAGCAAUUAGCGUACCCUGAGGCUGUCCUCCUUGUGGACCCAAUUAAUCCUAAACUCAGAGGGGAGGUCGAUGACAAGUACCAAUACUCGUGUGAAGACCGAUGCAAUAGUGUCCAUGGAUGGGUGUCAUCUGAUCCUCCUAUUGGCUUCUGGCAAAUCACGCCCAGCGACGAGUUCCGUACCGGAGGACCUCUGAAGCAGAACUUGACAUCUCAUGUCGGGCCCACUAUGCUCGCAAUGUUUCUUAGUGCUCAUUAUGCUGGGGAUGACCUUUCGCCCAAGUUCACGAAUGGAGAAUACUGGAAAAAGGUUCAUGGACCGGUGUUCAUGUACCUUAACUCCAGUCAGGAUGGAUCUGACCCAAGUCUACUAUGGGAGGAUGCAAAAGUUCAGGUGAUGAUGGAGAAACAGAACUGGCCCUAUGAUUUUGCACUUUCAGAGGAUUUCCAGAAGACUGAGCAAAGAGGCUGUAUCUCUGGUAGAUUGCUUGUAAGAGACAGGUAUAUUAUCGAGGAUGAGGAUCUUUAUGCCGCAUCAGCCUAUAUAGGCUUAGCAUUACCAGGAGAGGCUGGAUCGUGGCAAAGAGAGUGCAAGGGAUACCAAUUCUGGUGUCAAGCAGAUGCAGAUGGUAGCUUCUACAUAAAGAACAUUGUAACUGGAAACUACAAUCUAUAUGCGUGGGUUCCGGGUUUCAUCGGGGACUACAGAUUCGACGCCACACUAACAAUAUCUUCAGGGGACGACAUUUAUCUGGGUGACCUCGUGUUCGAGCCACCGAGAGACGGCCCGACCAUGUGGGAGAUCGGAAUACCCGAUAGGUCUGCCGCCGAGUUCUACGUUCCAGACCCCAACCCCAACUAUGUCAACAGACUGUUCAUCAACCAUCCUGACAGGUUCAGGCAGUAUGGGCUUUGGGAAAGGUACGCAGAGCUGUAUCCGGACCGUGAUCUGGUGUACACCAUCGGCGAAAGCAACUACGCCACUGACUGGUUCUACGCUCAAGUUACCAGAAGAAGCGAUGGGGAUACGUACCAGCCCACCACAUGGCAGAUAAGGUUCAGCCUUGACGCCGUCCCUCCCAACAGCACGUACAAGUUCCGGGUGGCGCUCGCGUCUUCAGCCAACGCUGAACUGCAGGUCCGUUUCAACGAUGAGGCACGGGCUGUGCCUCACUUCACCACGGGGCUCAUCGGGCGCGACAACGCGAUCGCGAGGCACGGGAUCCGUGGCCUCUACUUUCUCUUCAGCGUGGACGUGAGGGGCGCCUGGCUUGUCCGGGGGACGAACACCAUCUAUCUGAAGCAGCCCAGGAACCAGAGCCCGUUCCAGGGGGUCAUGUACGACUACCUGCGUCUGGAAGGACCCUGUGUUGUGCCUGCCGCUAACUCGAGCCCAAAAGCUAAUUGA